AUGGCUAACUUGACUCUCAAUGGAUUUCUUCUUCUGGGCUUUUCCUCCAAGCCCGAGCUGGAACUCUUCUACGCUUCUGUCUUCCUGGUCUUGUAUGUGUUGGCCCUUCUCGGCAACAGCCUCAUCAUCACCUCCAUCUCCAUGGACAGCAGCCUGCACUCGCCCAUGUACUUCUUCCUGAAGCAUCUCUCCUUCCUGGACCUGUGCUACAUCUCUGUCACGGUACCCAGGUUCCUCUACAACUCUUUCCUGCACGACGGGUUGGUCUCAGUGGGGGCUUGCAUGCUGCAGUGCUUUGCCUUCAUCCUCUGUGCAGUGGCUGAGCUGGCCAUGCUCACUCUCAUGUCCUACGACCGCUACGUGGCCAUCUGCAAGCCACUACACUACGAUGUCAUCAUGAACCUCAGAACCUGUGUCCAGGGUGUCGUCGCAGUUUGGGUAAGUGGUGUCAUUUCAGGGAUCAUGCAAACAGCAUCCACCUUCUCCCUGCGCUUCUGCGGUCCCCCCAUCAUCCAUCACUUCUUCUGUGAUGUCCCCCAGCUGGUGAAACUCUCCUGUUCCAAGGACAGUCUGGGUGAGGCCGGUGUCACCAUCUUCCUCUGCUUGCUGGCCUUCCUCUGCUUCCUCUUCAUUGUCUGGUCCUACGUGAACAUCUUUGGCUCGGUGUUGAGGAUGCCCUCCGAGGAAGGCAGGGCCAAGGCCUUUUCCACCUGCCUACCCCAUCUGGUUGUGGUCUUGUUGUUCAUCUUUACCACCAGCUUUGAGUAUUUGAAAUCUCAUUCGGAUUCGCCCACUGGGUCUGACGUUUUGCUCACCAUCAUGUACACAGUUGUGCCCCCCACCUUCAAUCCUGUCAUCUAUAGCCUGAGAAAUAAGCACAUCAAGGCAGCCCUGAGAAAGGUGUUUUUGACCAAAAAGUUCUGA
Messenger RNA from Suncus etruscus (white-toothed pygmy shrew), 924 nucleotides. Its product is annotated as olfactory receptor 14J1-like. Gene Ontology annotation, molecular function: olfactory receptor activity; G protein-coupled receptor activity. Bases 1 to 924 code for a protein of 307 amino acids. Lineage: Eukaryota; Metazoa; Chordata; Mammalia; Eulipotyphla; Soricidae. Gene Ontology annotation, biological process: G protein-coupled receptor signaling pathway. The record is from RefSeq and is a predicted model, not a curated record. Gene Ontology annotation, cellular component: membrane. The transcript has a single exon.